Messenger RNA from Penicillium brasilianum, 963 nucleotides. Lineage: Eukaryota; Fungi; Ascomycota; Eurotiomycetes; Eurotiales; Aspergillaceae. The record is from the annotation of a GenBank genome assembly.
UGACUCUACGAAUUUUGGAAUUGAGACUGGCAGUCUUGAUUAACCAGUUGUGACUCGAUAAACUUUCCCUCGACGUGAAAACUUCAUUCUCUUCGUUCGAUCCGACCCAAGUCUCGUCAAUUUUCCCGAUUUUCGCAUACACCAAAUGGCGCCCACCAGAGGAUCGUCGAAGGGUGCCUCCUCCGGAGGUGCCUCCAAGGGCCCCAAGGGCUCUAAGCCCUCAUCUAAGCCCUCAACCAUGUCCUCCUCGUCCCGCGUGAGCAAGCCCAGCAGCAAGAAGAAUGUCAAGCGUCCCCCGCCAGUCGAAGUCAAGGCCAAGUCGCGCUCCGCCCCGGAGAACUUGAAGCGGAAGAAGAAGAGAGUCUAUACCGAGGCAGAGCUUGAUCUGCCAAAGUUGAAUCAGAUCACACCCGUUGGAGUUGUUAAGCCCAAGGGAAAGAAGAAGGGCAAGGUUUUCGUUGAUGAUCAGGAGGGUAUGAUGACAAUUCUCGCCAUGGUCAACGCCGAAAAGGAGGGACAAAUCGAGUCCAAGAUGAUGAAGGCUCGUCAACUCGAGGAGAUCCGAGAGGCCAAGAAGGCCGAGGCCGAGGCACGAAUGAAGGAGAAGAAGUCCAAGUUUGACGCCGUGAAGGACUCAAUUCGGAACAAGAAGAAGAACAAGGGUGGAGACGACAAGGGUGCAGAGAGCUCCUCUGCUCCCUCCAAAUCGGCUAAAGGAAAGCGCAAGAGCGUUUCAUUUGCUUAAACGACCAAAAGAAAAGUGGCUAUUGUCUAUACCAUCACCAUGUAUUUAGACGGGGGUCUGGCGUUUGUCUGGGUUUCAUUGUUACUUCGGAUUUCGAACCAUUGUGAAUAGCGUUGACCUGUAAUGGGAACCGUCUCCCAAAGCUUGAUGAAUCACAUCCAACUUCUGAUCAAACUGUCUUGUCUUUGUUAAGAUUAAAGCUCGAAAAUGUCUCCCAG